Molecule: messenger RNA, 3896 nt
Organism: Topomyia yanbarensis
Lineage: Eukaryota; Metazoa; Arthropoda; Insecta; Diptera; Culicidae
Product: zinc finger protein 182-like
Exons: 4
Coding region: 2300-3805 (501 amino acids)
Biological process (GO): regulation of transcription by RNA polymerase II
Cellular component (GO): nucleus
Molecular function (GO): DNA-binding transcription factor activity, RNA polymerase II-specific; zinc ion binding; RNA polymerase II cis-regulatory region sequence-specific DNA binding
Source: RefSeq, a predicted model, not a curated record
AAUGCACUUGUAAAGCUUACAUGCUUUAAAGAUCCUUGAAGCAUGUACGCGUUAUAUCAGCUUUAUAUACGUAUAUAGAGCAAGCUAUAAUGCUAUAUGUCGGCUGUGCAGUUAUGCAUUAUUGAUGCUAUAUAGAGCUUUAUUGCGUCGUUAAUGCUGUAAUGGAGUUUCAAUGCAACAUUAGUGCAAAUGUAUAGCCAAUAUAGUGCAAUGGCUUAAUGCUUAUGGUUACUUGGGUAUAUGUGCAUUAACUGCUAUGAACUGUGUUCAUCUAUAGUAACGGUUUGUCCAGAAUUUCCUUUCAAAGAGAAUUUUGACAGUUGGGAUUUUCGAUUGAUUGACACCGGUGUAGUGGAUUGCACUGGUUUUGCACUUUCUAGCAGAAGUGUCAAUUGGCGAUUUGCGGCAAAGCCAAAAUUAGUCGUGCGACACCUAUGAUUCAGCUCAUGAACUGGCAAAGUGAUAUAGUUUGCUUUUUUCACCCGUAAGUGAGUCGUAGCUUACAACAAAAUCUUCAUUAUCUUCUCGGAAAAAGCUUACCACUGCCAAAAUAUGAACGAAACGAGUAAGAAAUUUAGUUUUAUUUGCAAUUAUUCUGAAAUUAUAGCCAUUUGCAACUAUUUCACUCAUACAUUUCUUCGAAAUGUAAUCGGGCUAUUAUUGUGGUUAUAAAAAAUCGUUCCAUAAAUAAAGUUCCAACUCGAAACCGAGACCCAAUCAGUACCAAUGUCAAACUCCUUCAUAUUUUGAACUACGUAGGAGAUUCAGUGAAGGCUAUCGGAGAGAAGGAUCGGCUGUGCAUGAUACAAAGCUGACACUUUCCUAUUAGCCGGAUAUAUUCUUUCCUCGCCUGAUCUGGAGAGUUUCAUGAAUUUACACCAUCUCAUGAAGGUUUAGCUUAACUUAGGACGAACGGGAAAUGCUGUUGCGGCGGCUACGGUGCUCAACAAAUUACAUUUCGAAACAGCGCGCAUAUAGCUCUACGAAUAAUAUUAGAAACCACUAUGUUUUACACUCUUUUCGCAAGAUGUUUACUCAUCAUCUUAUAAAAUGAUGGUUUUCCUUCAUUUUCAUAAGCAAUUAUCAACAAUUUGAUCGGUAAUUUGGUGUUUAAAAGUCGUUUUUUACCAAUGUUUACAGAAAAUAUAUGCACUAUGACAGCACAGAAUCAAAUCAGUAACACUUUCCUUCCUGCGCUAUCUGCGAGCGGUUUCAACGUAGAAUCGCCAAUGGAACAUACCCAGUUUUCUGUAUAGACACUCAUAGUAAUAGACCAGCGAAGGUACUUUUAUCGCGCCAAACGAACUGUCAAAAUCCGGAGCCAAACGAGCAUGACGUCAUUCAAUGCAAACAAGCAGAACAAGUAUUGCGAUUUUAUUUAAAAAAUUAUAUAUUUUGUUAUUCACAAUAGGCUUCAUUUUUCGUGUUCGUAUUAGUAUUUCACAAUGUUAUUUAGAAAGAUAUUUAUUUUGUUCAAAAUAACUACACAAAAAGUAUUUUACUUAUGCUCUUUUUCAUCAAAUUUGUGUUUCUGAAGAAAUUGGAUUUUUUUCUUUCUUUUCUCAAUUUCUUGUUGCUCAGUAUCAAACAUAUAACUCCUCUUUUGAUUCAUAUAUUGAGCCACUUGAAAAAUUAUUUUCAUAUAAACAGAUGAUCGAAUACAGUCGAGCACGUUCGAGCUUGCACAUUUUUGGGUGAUGCCAGUUUAACAUGCUUGUUUUUCUAGUUGCCAGUUUUGCGGUUUUUACAUCCGCGAGUCUAUUACUAUGAGUGUUUAUAGUUUUCUGCACUUCUGCCAGCGAUGCCAGAUUUACAGACAUGUCUGUAUUUUACAGACUUUUGAUGUCUCCUACAGACGUAGCCAGAGAUCUACAGACUUUUAAAAGGGUAAUGGUGUUUAGUAAAAUUUCACUAGAAUAACUGUUUUCGAAUACGAGUGAUUCCUUCACAAUAGAAUUCUACUUUCAAUCUAUUUUUAAAGUAAAAUUUUAGUGUAACUAGGAUUUACACAACCAUCUACAGACAUUUUAGUUAUUCUUCUACAGACAUUUAAAAAAAAAACAUGUGGCAUCGCUGACUUCUGCUAAAAAGUGCAAAAACGGUGCAGUUUCAGUGCACUCCACUACAACGGUGUCAAUCAAUCGAAAACCCCAAGAGUCAGAAGAACUCCUUUAUGUAGUUUUUCGGUUGCGUGUGGGUAUUAUUGAAAAUGGGUACUUUCUACGCAUUAAUUAAUACUUUAUUUUAUUAGUGUACGUGUUGCAGUAAUGGUACUGUCAGAUUUGUACAAGUUGAAAAGAUGGUGCUAAAUGGUUCGCAGAGUUUUGUGAUUUCCACUAACGAUGGUUUACCGCAAAAAAUUUGUAAACAUUGCCUGGCUACUUUAACCAAAAUGCAUGAAACAAUCAAUGCCUUUCAAGAAAACGAUCGUAUGCUGCGGUUACAGCAGUUAUCUCAGGUCGACAUUAAAGAAGAAAUUUUUGAUACUGAAGAAACGGAACAAGCCCUCGCUGAUGCAUGGCAAUUUGACAUCAUCGCUGAGGAAUACCUCAACCAAACCAUCGAAGAAAUCCAAGAAGUUGAUAAGCUAGAGCCAGACGACGAAAAGGUUGAUGAAAUAUGGCUACCGCCGGAACCCGACAAUCAAUCAGAUGGUUCACUCGAAGAAAAACCUGUUCUAAAAAAGCGAAAUCGAAAAAGAAAUCGUAAAGCCGGUACUGAGAUGGUUCGAAAAGGACGCCCCAGAACUCGAUUUAGGGAUCCGAAUGGCCCUCGAAUGAAUGACUUCAAAUGCUACAUUUGUAAAUCUGACUCACUGGGGACGCCUGGUGCUUUACUAACUCACCUCGACUCUCACUUGGAUAAAGUGCCUUAUACUUGUACCGAGUGCGUCGUGGAGACCAUUGUCAUUAACAAAGUGACGACGCUGAACAUUCACAAACGAAUGCACGAGAACCCGCACAAGUGUCCACAUUGCGAUAGGCGGUAUAGCGACAAAAAGGCAAUCGAUACGCAUGUACAAGCGUAUCAUCUUGGCGAAAAUGCUCCAUGUCCAUCAACAUGUGAGCAGUGCGGUAAGGUUUGCACUUCGAAGUCAUCUCUGAAACAACACAUGCGACUACACAUCAGUGGGUCAGCUUGUGAGUUUUGCGGUAAAUUAUUCGUUGCAAAACAGAAACUCCUUCAACAUAUCGAUCAGAAGCACAAGAAGCUAAAGAAGUAUGAAUGUCACUUGUGUCAAAAAAAGCUAUGUUCAUUGGGCUCAGUCCAGGUGCACAUCAAGACGAUGCAUUCGACCAAGGAAGUGAGAUGUGAAUACUGCGAUAGGAGUUAUCCUUCGGAGAUUUCCCUCCGUUACCACCUGAAGAAACACGAGCAAGAUCCUAAUGGGACAUUCUCGUCCGAUUGGAAAAAUUUCUACACUUUAGUAGAAGCAGAAGAUAACAAAUCGGAGAAUAGACUAAAGAAAUGCAAUUUGUGUGGGGACAUUGUCAAGUACAUUUCACCUCACAUGAAUACGGUCCAUUUCCCCAAGGAAUUUCGCUGCGAGGUAUGCGGUGCAGUUUACAAAAAGAAAUCGAUGUACAAAAUUCACGUUCUGGAACAUGAGCACGGCAAAGCUCUCCGAUGCCCGAUCUGCGGCAAAGAAUUUUCUGACCGAAAGGCGUUGAUUUCCCAUCUAAGAACGAAAAAACACCAAGAUCAUCCAUUGGCCAAAUCUCUGGACUGGCUGGGCGUAAAGCGAGUAGCUGGUACUGGGAGUCAAGUGAAAAAGAAUGACACGGACGUUAAACAAACUGAUUGAGCGAAAGUUUGCAUAACGAUAGUAUUACUCAGAACACUACUGAAUUCAAUUUGUAAGGUUUUUGGUUCAAAUAAAGAAUUAUUCAAACAAA